AUGACUGAACCCGUUCAAAUAUACAAAGAGCAUUUUUUCGAAGCCAUCAUCGUUGGUGGAGGCACUGCUGGUCUUGCAACAGCCGCAAGAUUGUGUGAGGACAUGCCAGGAUCUAUAUAUACCGAAGAAGAACACCAAAGGUUUCACUGGUUGAAGCAAAGAGGGAAUAAAGUGAAUUUAAUCAAUCGUAACAUUUCUGCAAAGAAAAACUUCAAACUUCCAUCCGAAAGUCAUUUGUAUAGACAGAAGAAGUUUAUGCCUCAAGAUCUUCUUGUUUUGGAUGCGGUAGCUGACAGGUUUAUGGGACAAUGGGAUAAUCAGUUUGCCUCUUGUCAAAUACCGUAUUUGAGAUCACCGAUGUUUUUCCACCCAGAUCCUGUGAACAUUGAUGGGAUGAUAAGCUUUGCUCACUUGAAUAAACGUGAAGGUCCCAAAGAUUUAAUGGAGAUCCAAAAUGUUGUUGGUAGGGAAUAUUCUAAGCACCAAAUGAAAAAAAUUACUGCGAAAAAUAUGAAGAAGAAUAACCCAGUUCCAGCUAAUAUUAGCGAUACUCAUGAUAAACCUGGUAUCAUCGAUAUUAAUAUGAGAGAUUGGAAAGACUACUACAGGCCCUCCACGGUUUUUUUCCGAGAUUUUUGCAAAGAUAUCGUGAAUCGUUAUCAAUUGGAAAAUUCAGUAAGAAAAGAUGAAGUAGUUUCGAUUGAAUAUCUCGAUAUCAAUGUUGUAGAUACAAACGAGACUGGGAACGGGUUCAUCAUUAAGACCGAAAGUGGCAAAGCAUACGGCUGCAAGAUCUGUAUUGUUGCUAGCGGCCACAGAGGUAAUAUAAAUUAUCCCCUUAAGGCUAUUCAACCAAUACCCAAACCUUUAGAGGCUAGCUGUCACACUUCUCAUUUAUUCAGUCGAGAAGUUGAAUUCCCACAUCAAAAGCUUCAAGCAAAACUUGCAAAACGCCAAACUCCUUCCGUGAUAGUUGUUGGUGGAGGUUUGACUUCGGCUCAAAUUGCUCAUGUCUGUGCUAAUAAGGGAAUUAAAGUUUACUUCUUGACUAGAGGUCCAUUGAAAGUUAAACACUUUGAUUUCCACUUGGAUUGGGUUACAAAAUAUAGAAAUGUGAAAAAAUCUGCUUUCUACAUCAAAGAUACCGACGAAGAAAGAUGGCAGAUGAUCCAAGAUGCAAGAGAAGGUGGUUCUGUUAAUCCCGAAUAUCAUAAGAAGUUGAUGAAACACGUAAGAAGUGGCUCAGUUAAAUUAAUGAGGUUUUCCCAACUAAAGUCAACUCAUUGGAAUGAGUCUAAUAUGACAUGGGAUUGUGAAGUUGAAACUACAAAUUAUGAGAAAAAUAAUGAACAUGACGAAAAACAUUUUGAAAUGAUGAAUUUAUCAGAUAUAGAUUACAUUUAUUGUGCAACAGGAAUCACACCUGAUGUUUGUGGUUUGCCAUUCCUUAAACUGAUUUGUAAAAAUUUUCCAAUUGAUACUGUGAAAGGGUUACCUUGCUUGACUAAUAACCUUCAAUGGAAUGAUCAAAUUCCAUUGUUCAUGCUUGGUAAGAAUGCUUCCUUAAGGACAGGACCAUCUUCUGCUAAUUUAGAUGGAGCCAGAUUAGGUGCUGAAAGAAUUGGAUGGUUCAUACAAGAUGAAAAGGCGAAAGGAACUUUUGAUUGGUCAUGCUGUGAACAUUGUAUAAGUGACAUUCCAGAUACAAAUGAGGAGGAUUUGGAAAGUAAAAUUGAAAAAGACGAAAAUGGAUCCGAUUCUGAUUCUUCCACUGAUGAUGAGGAUGAUGCAUUCAGCACUAGAUUGAAACUUGCUAGUGGACAGAUGAAUUGGUAUUCAAUUUUACAAGAAGCUUAA
This is a messenger RNA of Hyphopichia burtonii NRRL Y-1933, 1857 nucleotides long. RefSeq lists its product as uncharacterized. The transcript has a single exon. Bases 1 to 1857 code for a protein of 618 amino acids. The record is from RefSeq and is a predicted model, not a curated record. NCBI's taxonomy places the organism in Eukaryota, Fungi, Ascomycota, Pichiomycetes, Serinales, Debaryomycetaceae.